GCGGAAAAGCCAUGAUGUUUCCACUCCAUUUUCAUUACGAAGAUGUAUUACGUCAGGGUCUGCUGCUCAAACUGAAUCACGCCAAUGUUAUGGAAGUUCCUGGAUUGUUUCAAAUAAGAUUAGUACCAAAAGCUGCCUCUGAUUUCAGAAUCCAAUUUGGAAAAUUGGCUAUGGAGAUUUUGUGCGGUCAGAGAUUCAUACAGACACAAAGGGGCCCCUAUUUUCAAGCAGGAAAGUCGUUUCGAUCCAAUCCAUUCUUGGGGUCCGAAAAAGACACUGGAUAUGUCAGUCACUUUGCACGACAAAGCGUUCUCCGAGGGCAUGGAAUGUACCAUUUUUUGGUCAGAAUCUUUACAGUAAUGUCUAUGUUGGAUUCUCCGGCCGAAAUAUGGGAAAACUCCAUCAAAUUCGUUAUGGAAACGGAGUUUUGCGAAUUCUCCCCGGAACUGGAAGAUCAUUUCGAGAUCUUCGAGCAUAUUUAAGGGUUCAAUGUGACUAUUGUCACUUCGGCCAAUACAAAAGAUGAGACUUUACUACUGUAGAGCGGCUUUUUGCUAAAAGAUGAGGGGGGGAACUAAGUAAGAUGCCGGAGAAGCGACGAAAUAUACAAGAUCACAAACGUAGAUUGCUCGCGGCUAAAUAUGAAUUGAGACGAAAGCUUUCGAAUUUUGUAACCCGAUCUUCCGUCUGAUAUGCGGGACAAACAUCGUUAUAAGUUGUCCAAGUUGCCAAGAAAGAGUU
Messenger RNA from Aegilops tauschii subsp. strangulata, 741 nucleotides. The record is from RefSeq and is a predicted model, not a curated record. Lineage: Eukaryota; Viridiplantae; Streptophyta; Magnoliopsida; Poales; Poaceae.